AUGGCUUGGUUUUCUACCAUCGGAAACAGAUACAGAAAAAGGGAGAAAAUUCACGAUAUCGAAGGUAUAAUUUUACAUAAGCAAUUACUCGUCGAAAACUUCAGUAUGGAGGGAUUAAAUUUUUUAUAUUUUGUAUUUAUUAAUGGCUUGUCCGAUAUAAGAACCACAUUUCAAACGAGCCUGGGGUGUAAUCAAUUAAUGGAGUGCCAAACAGCAUUAGAUAAUUAA
Molecule: messenger RNA, 228 nt
Organism: Clunio marinus
Lineage: Eukaryota; Metazoa; Arthropoda; Insecta; Diptera; Chironomidae
Source: the annotation of a GenBank genome assembly